AUGAAGGCCGUCUUCCAUGGCAGGGGCGGGAAGGCCCCGCCGGGUGAAGCUCUCACCCCGAAUUCUCAUCAGAAGCAGAGGAUGGUGUCCCGAGGUGCCAAGGAGAACGUCGAUCCCGACUCUACUGGAUCGUUGCCGGAGAAUCGAACGCCAUCUGCUACGGCCAAACCGCCCCUGGCUCCUAAGAUCCGGAGCCCCCUCCACCCAAGACCAUUGCCAAACCCUAACGAUACGCCUCUCAAGAAGAAGAAGCUAAACUUGGAGACCUUGUCGGAGAAUGGAGCUCCCGCGGCGGCCGCGACGGAGUCCGGCGUCCAGGUACGCUCUUUUCCGCGAGGAGGAAGACUAGGUGGUCUGGGUUUCGAAAACCAUCGAUGGAUGGCUGAGGUUAGGGUAUUUUUGUUAUUUGAGCACAGGUGAUUGUGCGGAUGCGGCCGCUGAACAAGGAAGUGGAGGAAGAAGACCAGAUCGUACAUAAAGUUUCCGCUGAUUCCGUCUCUAUUCUUGAUCAUGCCUUCACUUUUGAUUCGGUCGCUGACACCGGAUCCACACAGGUUGCCCCUCUUCAACGAAGAAUUUGGUCCCAGCAUGUUAAAGUUUAGGGAAAAGACACUAACGUAUUUUCAAUUAAAUUUACCAUCAGGAAGAAGUAUUCCAGCUCGUGGGGCUUCCACUCGUAGAAAACUGUUUGGCUGGCUUCAACAGCUCAAUAUUUGCAUAUGGACAGGUACCUUUCAAGUAGCAGCUACAUUCAGUUAAGUUAUAGGCUUUUUUCCCUGGCAUCAACUUCCCCGUUCUGUCGCGAUGAAAUAGACGGGCAGUGGAAAGACGUACACGAUGUGGGGACCAACCAGCGCCGCGCUGGAGGAUGGGUCAUCAAGUGCUGAACGAGGAUUGACGCCUCGCGUCUUUGAAAGGCUAUUUUCUCGCAUUCAUGAGGUGGGUUUAAUUUUUCUUGUCUGUCCAAGUGAUUAUCCAUUUUCCUGAUGCAUUGAGCUAAAUCCUUUCUUUUCCAUCCUUAGGAACAACUCAAGCAUUCCGAUAAGCAGCUCAAUUAUCAGUGCCGCUGUUCCUUUUUAGAGGUGUUCAUCGAAUACUUUACCAAUCUUCGUAUAUUUAAUUAUUGCUGAUUUUGGACGGUCAAGCUUGACAAAUUAGUAUUUUGUAUGAAUGAUAGAUUUAUAAUGAACAAAUUAUGGAUUUGCUUGAUCCAAGCCAGAGAAACCUUCAGGUAUCAAACAGUUACCUCGGGCCUGCUCUGAUUUAUCUGAAUCGCAUCCACCAUGGCCGUUGACUGCAUAUGUGUAUUGCAGAUAAGGGAAGAUGUCCGAACUGGUGUUUAUGUCGACUGUCUCUCAGAAGAGUAUGUGUGCACGAUGAAGGAUGUCACUCGGCUACUGACUAAGGUAUUUUAAUCGCCAUUUCUACUAAAUUAUGUUGGCUUUUGAAAUACUUGUUUUUCAUUCUCUCCUUGAUUCACUUAAGAUAAAAGUGAAGAGAACAUAGUUUACUGUGUACUCUGCGAGACGUAACUUUCUUUCAAACCAUACAUAUACACGUGUAUAAAGAUGCUUCUUUCUGAUCAUUUAGUAAAAUUUUGUGAAGCAUUAUUUCUGCUUUUAAAUUUUUCUUAUUGAUUUUUUAUGCCCAGGAUCAGUGAUCCAUGAUUUUCUGGCAAACAGCCUUUCUGAUGCUUGUCCAUGGUUCAGGGUUUAGCGAAUAGAAGAACUGGGGCAACAAGUAUAAAUGCAGAAAGUUCUCGUUCACAUUGUGUUUUCACAUGCGUCAUUGAGUCUCAUUCAAAGGUAAGAGCUCACCACUUAAAUAGACUACUUACUACUCGAGGCUUUUGGUCUCCAUUCUGCUAUUGUACUUUUUCUCCAUGUUAUUCUUCAGUGCCAAGAAAUGUUUUCUAACAUUCUGCGAGGCCACAUCUUCAGUUUCCUUAGAUUCCAUUUAUCUGACGAUAGCAACAUUGAUGAUCCUUGCUGUGUACUUCUUUAUGUCACGUUUCAUUUAUGUUUAAUUUGGACUCAUUCCUUUUAUUUUGUAGAGUAUUGCUGACGGCCUAAAUAGUCUAAAGAUCAGUAGAAUCAAUCUUGUCGAUCUAGCUGGAUCUGAAAGACAGAAGCUUACUGGAGCGGCGGGUGAACGCUUGAAAGAAGCAGGGAACAUCAAUCGGUCCCUUUCGCAACUCGGGUAUGAUUUCCCUGUCCAUAAAAGCAGCCUCUAUCGUAUGCUAAGACCAUUACAACUAGUAAAUAAAGGACUUAUCUACAUUAUGAAUUCACUAUGACUAGCUUCAACCAUCGGAUGGUUGCACGUCUUUUUCGUUGAUUAUUAAAGUAAAAACCAGUAUCAGAUUCAUCGUUAUGAUCAGUUUUGAAUUCGCAUGCAUUUUGUUGACUUCUGAUUUACUUUUGUGGAUCAUUAUUUGUGCAAUGAUUCAUACACCCUCGCUUGGUUGAAAAAUCUACUUUUUUGAUACAGCUCAAUAGUUAACAGAUUAUGUAUGCCUCUAUGUAUCGAGGGGAAAUUUUGGGCAUAAGUAGUCAGUCAUAGUACUUUGGUUUAUGAAUCAUUUCAUUUAUGCAACCCAUUAAUGAUGCCAUUAUCUGAUUUUGAAUUUUUGUCGAAUUCCAGGAAUGUGAUCAAUAUUCUGGCUGAAGUUUCCCAAACGGGAAAGCAGAGACAUAUUCCAUACAGAGAUUCCAAGCUGACAUUUUUGCUUCAGGAAUCUCUUGGUGGCAAUGCUAAGCUGGCGAUGAUAUGUGCCAUCUCACCAUCGCAGAGGUGAUAUUUGAUGCAACAAUAGCUUCCUUCUUCUUAACUUUCUCAUCAUUAAUCCAAAUCUCACUUCAGAUCCGUUAUUUGGUUGCAGCUGCAAGAAUGAAUCAUUUAGUACUCUAAGGUUUGCACAGCGUGCUAAAGCUAUUAAAAACAAGGCAAUUAUUAACGAAAUUUCACAAGAUGAUGUCCAUGUCUUGCGAGAGCAGAUACGUCAAUUAAAGGUAGUAUUUUUAAUCUGGUGCCGAUUACUUCAGAGGACUUAAUAUUUUUUUCCUCUUAAGUCUCUCUGUAGGGGAGUGAUUGUACAUGUCUUGUGAUGAGAAUGGGGAUUGGGGGUCAUUCCCCACAAAUGGAAUGGGAAAACCACCUUGCUUGUUGGGUGCCUGGGCCCAACAAGCAAUCAUCCUACUUUAUCAUGUUGAAUAGACUCAUCCACUAUUUCCACUGUAGAAGCAGUUUCCUUUUUGGGAGCAUAAGAACCCUAAGUGUUUAGCCAAUUUUUUUUAGAAAAACUUACUUGCAUUUUCAUGAACAGGAUGAAUUACUCAGAAUGAAAGCAAAUGGUGUUUCACCGGAAGGAAACCCAAACUUUUCAACAGGAUGGAAUGCUCGGAGAAGUUUGAAUCUCUUAAGGAUGAGCCUUGGUCAACGUGCGGUUAUAUCAACCCUUGAUGAUGAUAUGGACAUUGAUGAGGAUAUGGAUAAUCCAUGGAUGGCAACUAAUGUGCGACCUGCUGUGAGUGAACCUAUUCAAGAUGAUGUGCCCAAGAUAAGUGCUCAAUGUGUGGAGGAAGAAGAUUCAUCAGGUGAUGAUAAAAUUGUCCAUAAAUGCAUGAUGACAGAGGAGACUGCAGAAGGCCAUGACCCAGACCGAAUAGUCGUGCAAUCCUGUGAGGGAACUGUUGGUGUAGAAGGUCAUGACCCAGACCCAAUAGUCAUGCAAGUAGUUAGUCCCAUAUCUAAUGGGGCUGAUUCCAAAACUGAUACUUGUAUGAAUAACGGAGAAAGUUAUGACUUAAUUGGCAAUUCUGGAGAGGAAUCGAUUGAUAGAAAGGCUGUGGAACUACAAGGCAGCACGUCCAAUGAGUGUAAGCUUCCAGAUAUAGAAAAAUCUCUGUGCGUUGAAAUUUUUAGUGAAGAGGAUUCCACUGUCAGCUUACUUUCAGAUUCUCGUCAGAACUCUCUGUCAAGGUCCACGCAUGAUGUUAUAUGUGAUCUUAGCAUUGUAACAUGCUGUAUGUCACCAGAUUCUCUCACUCCAUCUUUAUCUCUAUCACCAAAGGUAGAAGAUGUCACAGAGGAAUGCCUUAAGGCAUGCCCAAUGUCAACUUCCCCGAAGGAUCUCUUGGAAGAUAAAGUGCCUGUUUCGAAAGGUCCAAGCCCCUCUUUUUCUCAGGAAAAAGGUGGCAGGAGGAAGGGUUCUCUUGUACCAACAGAACAUCUGGCAGCAAGUCUCCAGCAUGGUCUUCAAGUUAUCAGUAACCGCCAUCAGAAAUCAACUGUUGGACGCUCUUUGUUUGGAUUUUCUUUCAAACCAUUGGACUUUAAGCCACUGCUUCCAAUUGCUAAGGUUGAGAUUGGUGUACAAACAGUCCCCCAAGAAACUGUAGAAGAUUCAUCUACAUUCAUGUGCAGUUACUGCAGGGACAGGUUUCUACUUGAAUCUAAACCUGUCAAUAAUGACAAGGAUCAGCAACUGGUGCCUCUAGAUGACACUGGCAAGAAGGAACUGCAGCUGGUGCCUGCAGAUGUCAUUGACAAUAGCGAGGUGCAACUGGCGCCUGAAGAUAAUAGUGACAAAAACGAACUACAGCUAGUACUAGGAGAUGCUACUGACAACAAUAAGGAACUAGGACUUGCAGAUGCAUUGCAACCUACUGAUAAACCCAAAAACCAGAUACCGAAGGUAUUGUACUGGGAACAUUUUGACUUUAUUUCUGUUCUUCAGUGUUUGCAGUGAAAGAUGCAUCUUUUUUCUCACUUUUAUAUUUAAUGAAAACGAUAUUUUGAAAUUUUUAGGCAGUGGAGAAUGUCUUAGCUGGAGCAAUCAGACGGGAAAUGGCACUCCAAGAACACUGCUCCAGGCAAACUGCAGAAAUAGUUCAGCUUAAACGUUUGGUAAAUUUCAAUUAUUAUUUCUAUAGUUAAACUGGCGACAAUUUCGGCAUCUUCUUACUACUGUGGCAUCUUCAGAUUCAACAAUACAAGCAUGAGCGUGAGUGCAACUCAAUUAUUGCUGAAACACGCGAAGACAAAAUAUGCCGACUUGAAAACCUUAUGGACGGGAUUUUACCAACUGAAAAGUUUAUGGAAGAGGAGUUCAGUUCACUUGCGAAUGAGCACAAGGUAAUAGUUGCUUGUGAUUUAUAUUUUGGAAUAAUAGUUCACAUUGUACUGAUGUUACCAGUAUUUGGCGCCCAGCUUUUGAAAGAGAAAUAUGAUAAUCAUCCUGAAGUCCUGAGAGUUAACGUUGAGCUUAAAAGGGUAAAGGAUGAGCUUGAAGCAUACAGAAGCUUCUUUGAUCUGGGGGAGAGGGAGGUACUGAUGGAAGAGAUACAUGAACUAAGGGACCAGUUACAAUACUAUAUUACUUUUUCUCCCUUUCCAUCUCAAAAGAGGAGUUCACUGCUUCAGCUGGCUUAUCUUAAAGAUCCUAUUCCAGAUCUUCUAGAUGAUGUUCCGGAAUCGACAAAAGAAAGUGCAAAUGAAAACUUUGAAGAAGAGAGGCGUCUUUGGGCUGAAACAGAAAGCAAAUGGAUUUCUCUUUCUGAAGAACUCGGGCUUAAAUUAGAAGCAAGCCGCUCUCUGGCUGAGAAACUGAAGAUGGAGCUUGAUUCGGAGAAGAAAUGCUCAGAUGAGUUGAAAGAAGCGCUGCAAACAGCAAUGCAGGGCCAUGCUCGGAUUCUUGAUCAAUAUGCAGAUCUUCAGGAAAAGCAUAUUGGUAUGCUUAUUAGGCAUCAACAGAUCAGAGAUGGAAUUGAAGAUGUUAAAAGAGCAGCAGCUAAAUCGGGUGUUAAGGGUGCAGAAUCAAAGUUCAUCAACUCCCUUGCUGCCCAAAUUUCGGCACUUAAAGUUGAGAGGGAGAAGGAAAGACAGUAUUGGAGAGAGGAAAAUAAAGUGCUCCAGGCUCAACUGAGGGAUACCGCUGAAGCUGUUCAGGCUGCAGGUGAACUGGUAGUGCGGCUCAAGGAUGCUGAGGAAGCUACUGCAAGUGCCCAGGUUAGUGCAUCAGAAAUUCUGUAACAAAAUGAAUCUUGUUAGAAGUUUCCUGUUUUAUUGGAAGAUAUUUCAUUUAAUACAAAACAUUAGGUUCAUUUAUGUUUUUAUUGGAAUGCUUAAAAAUUAUAGGCCUUUUAAUUUACUGAUAGGUUCAUUUAUGUUUUUAUUGGAAUGCUUAAAAAUUAUAGGCCUUUUAAUUUACUGAUAGGUUCAUUUAUGUUUUUAUUGGAAUGCUUAAAAAUUAUAGGCCUUUUAAUUUACUGAUAGGUUCAUUUAUGUUUUUAUUGGAAUGCUUAAAAAUUAUAGGCCUUUUAAUUUACUGAUAGGUUCAUUUAUGUUUUUAUUGGAAUGCUUAAAAAUUAUAGGCCUUUUAAUUUACUGAUAGGUUCAUUUAUGUUUUUAUUGGAAUGCUUAAAAAUUAUAGGCCUUUUAAUUUACUGAUAGGUUCAUUUAUGUUUUUAUUGGAAUGCUUAAAAAUUAUAGGCCUUUUAAUUUACUGAUAGGUUCAUUUAUGUUUUUAUUGGUCACUGAUAACAGCUAAUAGGAAUGAAGAAACGGAAUUUUAUGCCUUUUAAUUUACCAGGAAAGUCCUCAUGGUUCACCAUUAAGUCAAGAAUUUUGAUGGGCUUUCCGGGUUAUGUUGCAUCGCCAAAAUUCACCGUAGAUAUUUCUGCAUGAAGUACAAAUAACAAUCAGAUGGCCUUUGGCUUUAAUCUCUGCAGAAACGGGCGAAGGUAGCUGAGAAAGAGGCUGAAAGGGCCUACCAAGAGAUCGAUAGUCUGAAGAGACGACAUGAGAGAGAGAUUGAAACAUUUAAUCAGCGUACUGCAGAGUCAAGGCUGCCAGACGAAGCUUGUAAUCCCACAGACUGUGAUGCUGACGCUGUCAAAUAUGAUGAUGUCGACUGUCUCCAUGAUCAGAAGUGGAGAGAGGCAUUUGAACAGCAAGAUGAGGAGUUCUCGAGAGGAGCUGAACAAGCAUCAUGGUUUUCUGGUUAUGAUCAAUGCAAUUUCUGA
Spirodela intermedia is the source of this 7025-nucleotide messenger RNA. NCBI's taxonomy places the organism in Eukaryota, Viridiplantae, Streptophyta, Magnoliopsida, Alismatales, Araceae. The record is from the annotation of a GenBank genome assembly.